Molecule: messenger RNA, 4511 nt
Organism: Schizosaccharomyces japonicus yFS275
Lineage: Eukaryota; Fungi; Ascomycota; Schizosaccharomycetes; Schizosaccharomycetales; Schizosaccharomycetaceae
Product: cell end marker Tea1
Exons: 1
Coding region: 846-4331 (1161 amino acids)
Biological process (GO): establishment or maintenance of bipolar cell polarity; protein localization to cell cortex of cell tip
Cellular component (GO): cell division site; division septum; cell tip
Molecular function (GO): protein-membrane adaptor activity
Source: RefSeq, a predicted model, not a curated record
CUGAACAACAAAACGACAGGUUUCGAGGUUUUCCUUCUCCCACAAGCAACCACACUCGUAGUGCCGAACUUUCCGUUCGUAUUUUGUGUUAGGUCAGCUUAUCAACAUUUUAUAUUGGACUGUUGGUAUUCAUGGGUACCAAAUUGUGAACUACUGCCUACGAAGCCACUUGACGGAUUUUGUGUUUUACCAUUGCCGGUUUCCACGUUUCGUGUUCAAGGAGUUGAUAUUCGUUUAUUUAAGGAUUAAAGUUUUUAACGGUUCGGUUAACCUACGGUGGCUGGGAUAGGUCGAAUUCAGGGAGCAGGGUCAUUCAGCUAUUUCAAUCUUAUUCACUUCGAGCUUACACACCCUGUGCAGCUUGAAAGGUUUUACUUCUUUCUAUCCAUUACACGACUAUCAAUUUUGUCGGUCUAACUUUUGUUUGCUUUGCGAUACAUACGCCAAGUACUACGUUGACAGACACCUUGACCACUACAUAAUAAGGCCGUCGCAUCUUUUGUGUGCACGACUUUGGUAAUAACCACGCUUUGACUCACCUUUACGUAACGACCCUUCUUUAGGUUGUACCUAGUCAUUUUCUCUCCUUGUUGCGAGCUAAUUUGUCUGGUUUCCUUUGUUUUCUUCGUUGAAAAUAUAACCUUGCACUUUGUCUUGUAAUUUCUCCGUUCCUUAUACGACACCUUUCCUUUUUCUUUUUUGUUUUUGUUACUGGGAUUCUGUUGGGUUAAACUCUCUCAUACUGUUUUGUUCUUUUCCCUUGAUUUUGGCUUGGUCUAUUGGGGUUUUGUCUCAUUUAAUCUUUUUCUUAUACUCAUCACUCUAAUGAACAUCUCCUAACGAGAAUGUCUUUCUUUUUCAAAAAAAGCAAGGCUGCACAUAGCGCGAACAAUAAUUCCUCUAACGGCAGCAAAAUUCGGUCCCCUAAUCUUAAACGUUUAGAACCUCAUGUGGCUCCCAAUGCACAUCUGAAUCCAACGGUAACGCCCCAUGUCAAUAAUGCUGCUCAUAUGACGGCUUCCCCUUGGUCAAAGCUUACGGUCCGUGGAAAUGCCAAUGUCUUACCUCGCUAUGGACAUUCAUCCCAUCCUGUCGCUGAAGGCGGACAGGACAUCUACAUUUUCGGAGGAAUGGCCGGAAAAAAUGGGGAGAAAAACGACUUCUGGGUUCUGAAUGUGAAUACGAGCCAGUUUAAUGCUCUUCGUUCUCUCGGUGAGGUGCCUUCUCCUCGACUUGGUCAUGCUUCGGUAUUAAUUGGAAACGCUUUUAUCGUUUUUGGAGGCUUCGUCCGAAAUGCUAGCAUGGAACGUCAAGACAAUGCAUUAUACCUAUUGAACACCACGUCUUUAGUUUGGCAAAGGGCUUUAGCUUCGGGGGCUCGACCAAGCGCCCGUUAUGGUCACACUCUCAACACCUUGGGAACGAAGAUUUGUAUCUUCGGAGGCCAAUUGCGGAAUUACUUUUUUAAUGACUUGAUAUUUUUUGAUUUGGAUAAUCUAAAUACGCCGGAUUCUCGCUGGGAACUGGUAACAGCUGUUAACGACUCACCUCCUGCUCGUGCAAACCACAUCGCUGUUUCGUUUGCUGAGAAGCUUUACGUUUUCGGUGGCACGAACGGAGUCCAAUGCUUUAAUGAUUUAUGGUGUUUCCAUCCCAAGCAGAGUGCGUGGUCUCGGGUUGAGGCCUUUGGUGUCUAUCCAACUCCUCGAGAAGGUCACUCUGCAGCUGUGGUCAACGACGUUCUAUACGUUUUCGGUGGUAGAACGCACGAAGGUGCGUUUCUGAAUGAUCUGAUGGCGUUCAAAUUUUCUACAAAGCAAUGGUACAAGGUUUCUGAACUCCCAUUUACUCCCUCCCCUCGUGCGAAUCACACGCUCUGUGCUGCAGGUGCACAUGUUGUAUUAAUUGGUGGUCAAAGUGACAGAGACGUCGAGGAUGUGAACAUUUACAUGCUUGACACGACUCGUUUACGAUUCGGAAAUAUUAAUGCUACUCCCGCUGCCAGAGGUUACAAUCUCCGUAUGUCCUCUAUACCACAAUUUUCGAAAGCUCCUUCGAGGGGUAUUCCCGGCAACUAUAUGCACCCGCAAGGCAGAUUGGGUCCUAAACCACAAUCCGCAUCCCGUUUUGCUUCUGCAUUUGGUGCAUCAAAUCCUGCUACCACACGUUAUCCCGCUACCACGUCUUCUGCUCAGCUGAAACGUCCAGUUAGUGGUACGUCUUCAAGACUGGUUCCUAGAGCAUUGUCUACAGCGCUACCCGCGGGAAACUAUGAAAACCAACCCCCCAAUUCAAUUCGUAACAAUCAAGUGGACUUGGCAAAGACGUUCGAUGGGAGCCAAGAAGCAAGUGAACCAACUUCACCCGUCAUGUCUUCUGAUACCGCAUCUACGCCUUCACCAAACCACACAACUCAGUCCGGUAGCCCUCCACGUAGUGCUCAUACUCGCCGAGUCCCAACAACUUCAAAUGCGAAUGCAGGAAACGUUCCCCUCCGUGACUUUUCUGCGGAGCUUGAAACUCCUCAAGAAGCGUUUAUGACAGCAAUUUCUUCGCAGCCGGACGAUGACAAUGAUGCGUCGCUUGAAACAAACAUGCCUCGCAUGAAUGGAAGGCAGGUCGCUGAGGUUAAUGAGCACGGGGCUUCUGCCAUGCCAAGUAAAUACGGCACCGAAGCUGCACCUUCCGAUGAAAGAGCGCGCAACAAUGCACAACUAAUGAACUGGUUCCGUUCCAAGCUUUCUUUGUUAAAAGAAGAAACGGAUUCUCGCUUUGCAGCUUUAACCAAGCAACUUGAAGCGGCGCAAGCUGAACGAGACGCCGCAUUAAAAGAAGCAGCUGUCAUAAAAGCUGUUCGCGCUAUACACGGAGAUGAAGUUGAUGACGAUGCAACUACUGAAUUGCAAGCUAGCUCUAUCAGUUCAGAGAAAGUUGCACACGUCAUGCAAGAGAAUGUAAAGUUACAGGAAAGCCUUUCUCUUUUGAAGGAGAACUCGGAAGAAUUAAAUCAACAACUUUCAGACAUGAACGUGAAAAAUCGUACUCUUGUCGAGAAAGUUGAAUCGCUAGAGAAGCAAUUGGAAGUUGAAAAAGGUGUUCGCCAGACAUCUUCAUUGCAAAUUAUUGAUGCAAAUAUGCACCUUCGACGAACGGAGGCUUUAGUGCGAGAGCUUGAAGAUCAACUCGUUGAGCAAACCACUGAAACCAAUAAAAUUGCCAGUGAGCGGCAAUUGUUUGAGGAACGAUGCACUAUCCUGGAGUCUACAAUUAAAGAACUUCUAGAAAAAUUGGCUGCUUCAGAUACGCUUACCACAUCACUACAUGAAACUGUAGCGAACCUGAAUGAUGAUAAUGCACAUCUUAUUGAAGAAGUUGCUACGCUGAAGGCAGAGCUUACAAAGAAACAGUCGUUGCUCGACUCCAACGCCAAUCUUGUUCAACAGUUGGAAGCAUCUAGGAACUUAUACGAGGAAAAUGUAAAGGCAAUUAACGAAAACUUAACCACAUCGAUCGAAAAAUUACUUGAUAACCGAAAUAGCACAGCAAAUGUGGAGAUUGAAGCGUUGAACGAACAACUUCGCCUCAAUAAGAUUAAGCUUGAGAACAACCUUCGGCUGGUUAGCGUCAGCAAGUCUAUUGAAGACGCCCUUCGCUUGAAGAUUCAACAGGCAAACGACAGAAUUUCAAUGCUCGAGUCAACCAGCACUCAAGCUAAAACCGAAAACAACAAAUUACAGAUCCAGCUUAUGAAAGCAUUGGAGCAAAGAAAUGAUGGUGCGAAACAGCUUAUAUCUUUGCGCGUCCAACUUUCAACUGCUACAUCUGAACUUGAUUUGCUGAAGCUGAAGCUCGAGGCUUUGAAUCUUGCUUUGAAGGAGCGACCCAUCAGUGACGACCUUCAGGGUCUCGCCAAAGCUAACUUCUCGGGAAUUUCUGAGUUGAUGAAGCAAGUUGUUCAUCUUACGAAUCUGUUUGAUGCAGCGAAUAAACGGUUGGAAGAGACAAAGCAGAAGCUGAACACGCUUGAACCUGGUACUCUGACUCGCUCCAGAAGUCGUGAUGGACGAACUUCAGCAAGUUCUUACGCUUCUUCCAUCCAUUCUUAUAAUAGUCAUGUUGAGUCAAAGAAUCCGGAAUUGGAGGCUGCCGCAAACUCGUUAGCUGAGGCCUCUGAACUAUUUCUGAAACUGAACAACGACUUGGCUCCACUAAAUAUGAGACUAAAGACACUUUUAUCACAGCCUCAACCUGCCGAAGAUAUGUCUUCGCGACUAAAGACAUUUUUAGCGUUCUCAAAAGUCGCAAGCUCUAUCACUCAAGAACAAACAUAAUAGUUUCGAUUCUUGUCUUUUCUUCCUCAGUCAUUAUCCUUCUAUGUUUUUUUGUAUAUAGUCAAUGAAACUUCGCAUUCAUAUAAAUCACGGGAGGCCGCCUACAUUUUCAACAUUGCACACAAAAAAUCUAUCAUUUUGUACUCUAGCAUACACAAGUCUACACUCAAUGCUUCAUUU